CCUUUUUCUUUUCCUUUUCCUUCUUCUCCUCAUUUCCGAAACAACGGCGCAAACACUCUGCGUUUUCCUCUCCUUCUCUACCUCUCUCUCUCCCCAUCUUCUUCACCUCUCUCUCUCUCUCUCUCUUCAAAACCCUUUUUACUCUGUGUUUGAAUUUUCAAGGGCAGGGAGAGAGAAACCCCAUCACUCCCCACUUCGCGAAUCACACACAGAAGAGUGUAGGGCUUUGCCUUCUUUUCUAUUUCUCUUCCCCUCUUUUUUCGACUCCUCAUUCUCCUUCUACCUGCCUAUACUAUAAGCUCUACAACUCAUCUCUCAAACAAGAUCUGAUUUCCUUUUUCUUUUCAUAUCUCUCAAUUCUCUCUUCAAUCGCUUCUUCCUCAUGCCUUGGCUUGCUUUUCUCUUGUAAUCCUGUUUUUUUCUCUUCAACAUAAAUUUCUGCUUUCUCUCCUGGCUUAAUCACUUACUCUGGGGAACAACACAUAUUCUGGGAUUCAUUGAUUCAUUCAUUUCGGUUUCUGUUUGCUGGGUUGGGUUUAAAUGGACGGAAGCUGGGAUGGAUUGGAUUAAUGGAUGAUGGGAGAUGGGAUUGCGUACCGUCUGACCUCUCUGCAUGGGCUGGAAUGCUAAGAUCUGAACCUGGAUGUGAAUGGAAUCUGAUGUAUUGGCGACUUCUUGCUUUUCCCUCUUCAGGAAAUGGGAAUUGGAGAUGCGUGUGUUGUUGUUAUAGUUGAGGCCAAGUGCGACCCCGUUAUCGGUAAGUCGUUGGGGUUUGAGUGUCUCGAUUUUUGGGCUUAAAUGGAUUGAAGAAUUUUGGGCUUUGGAUGCAAUGUUCAAGGCAUUGCCAUCUGGGUUUCUGAUUUUGUUAUUACUGGCAUCUGUUUCUGCUGCCGACAACGGAUUUUCGCGAUGUAAUUGUGAUGAUGAGGGUAGUUUAUGGAGCAUCGAGAGCAUUUUGGAGUGUCAGCGUGUGAGCGAUUUCUUGAUUGCUGUGGCCUACUUCUCCAUUCCUAUUGAGCUUCUCUAUUUCGUUAGUUGCUCCAAUGUACCCUUCAAAUGGGUUCUAUUUCAGUUCAUUGCCUUCAUUGUUCUAUGUGGAUUGACCCAUUUGCUCAAUGGCUGGACUUAUGGCCCCCACUCCUUCCAGUUAAUGCUAGCUCUCACUGUCUUCAAAAUCCUCACCGCUCUGGUUUCAUGUGCUACUGCUAUAACCCUCAUCACACUCAUUCCUUUGCUUCUCAAGGUGAAGGUGAGAGAGUUUAUGUUGAAGAAGAAGACAAGGGAUCUAGGAAGAGAAGUUGGAAUGAUAUUGAAGCAGAAAGAAGCUGGCUUACACGUUCGGAUGCUUACCCAAGAGAUCCGCAAAUCGCUCGAUCGACAUACGAUACUUUACACGACCAUGUUUGAGUUGUCUGAAACUUUGGGUUUGCACUACUGUGCAGUUUGGAUGCCCAAUGAGAACAAGACAGUGAUGAAUUUGACUCAUGAGCUGAAAGAUAGGAGCUUCUCAAAUGGAUACAACGUCUCUAUACCAAUAAGUGAUUCUGAUGUUAUUAAAAUCAAGGGCAGCGAUGGCGUUAACAUUCUUGGGCCUAAUUCAGCACUUGUUGUUGCUAACUGCGGUGAGUCUGAUGAACGGGGACCGGCAGCAGCGAUUAGGAUGCCGAUGCUUCGUGUUUCCAACUUUAAGGGAGGAACUCCUGAGAUAGUUCCGACUUACUAUGCAAUUUUGGUUUUAGUUCUCCCUGGUGGUCAACCUAGGUCUUGGAGUAACCAGGAACUUGAGAUAAUAAAGGUGGUUGCUGACCAGGUGGCCGUAGCUCUCUCCCAUGCCGCGCUUCUGGAGGAGUCCCAGCUUAUGAGAGAGAAACUGGCGGAGCAGAAUCGAGCACUGCAGCAGGCCAAGGAGAAUGCAUUGAUGGCAAGCCAAGCUAGAAACUCGUUCCAGAAGGUAAUGAGUGAUGGGAUGAGGAGACCUAUGCAUUCCAUCAUGGGUUUGCUUUCGAUGUUGCAGAAUGAGAGUAUGAACGAUGACCAAAGAAUUAUACUCGAUGCAAUGGUGAGAACUGGCAAUGUUGUAUCUACAUUGAUAGAUGAUGUUAUGGAAGACCCAAUUAAGGAUAGUGCAAGAUUUCCGUUGGAGUUGGAUAUGAGAUCCUUUAGGUUACAUUCAAUGAUAAAGGAGGCAGCUUGUCUUGCCAAGUGCUUGUGUGCAUAUAAGGGCUUUGGUUUUUCCUUUGAAGUUCAGAGGUCUUUGCCCGAUCAUGUCAUGGGCGAUGAAAGAAGGGUUUUUCAGGUGCUUUUGCAUAUGGUUGGUAGCCUAUUGUUAAAUGACAUCAACAACCAAGGAGGAGGAUACGCUUUGUUUCGGGUUGUGGCGGAGAGUGGAAGUCAGGGAAGGAAUGACCAAAGAUGGGGUAACUGGAGACAGAGCUCUUCUGAUGGGGAUGUGUUUAUCAGAUUUGAGGUUGGGAUAAACAAGAAUAAUUCUCAAUCGAAGGGCUCUAUACCGAAUGUGGUCUCCGGUGAUGGGAGAUACGCCAGUGACGGAGCCGAGGAACGCUUGAGCUUUACCAUCUGCAAGAAGCUUGUUAAGUUGAUGCAAGGGAAUAUAUGGGUAAUCCCUAAUCCUCAAGGAUUUACACGAAGCAUGGCACUGGUUCUUCGUUUUCAACUCCGGCCCUCCAUAGCAGUGGCCAUGCCCGAGACUGGCGAGUCGUUUGAGCAUCCACACUCCAACUCCAUCUUCAGAGGAUUGCAAGUUAUUUUAGCAGAUGGUGACGAUAUGAACAGAGCUGUAACACGAAAAAUGCUGGAGAAGUUGGGGUGCAACGUGAUCGCUGUUUGUUCUGGAUAUGAAUGUCUAACAGUGAUGGCACCGGGGGGUUCAUCAAUCCAAGUGGUGCUGUUGGAUCUUCAUAUGUCAGAAUUAGAUGGUUUUGAAGUUGCAACGAGGAUCAGAAAGUUUAGAAGCCAGAAUCAGAGGCCAGUGAUCAUUGCAUUAACAGCAAGCGCGGGUGAAGACUGGGAGAGAUGCGUGCAGAUCGGGAUGAACGGCGUGAUUCGAAAACCAGUUCAGUUGGAAGGAAUCGCCCAUGAGAUACGUCGGGCAUUGGUGCAAGCAAACAAGGUUGUGUGAGGAGGGAGGAAGACGAAAUGUUUUAGUAUUAUUAUUAUGUUGAUAGAGGGAGAGAGUGAAAAUGGUAUAGAAUAGUUGUUGUUGGGGCCACUCUGUUUUGGUUAGGUUGCAAAGAAAUGGAACAAAUUGGAUGAAUGGAACCGAAUUUUCUUCUGAAUCUCAUAUACCCUUCUCCUUU
This is a messenger RNA of Cucurbita pepo subsp. pepo (vegetable marrow), 3317 nucleotides long. RefSeq names its product ethylene receptor 2. Lineage: Eukaryota; Viridiplantae; Streptophyta; Magnoliopsida; Cucurbitales; Cucurbitaceae. The record is from RefSeq and is a predicted model, not a curated record. Gene Ontology annotation, cellular component: endoplasmic reticulum; endoplasmic reticulum membrane. Gene Ontology annotation, molecular function: protein binding; ethylene binding; ethylene receptor activity. Gene Ontology annotation, biological process: phosphorelay signal transduction system; response to ethylene.